Molecule: messenger RNA, 1305 nt
Organism: Drosophila busckii
Lineage: Eukaryota; Metazoa; Arthropoda; Insecta; Diptera; Drosophilidae
Gene: Arp10
Product: actin-related protein 10
Exons: 3
Coding region: 106-1242 (378 amino acids)
Biological process (GO): retrograde axonal transport of mitochondrion
Source: RefSeq, a predicted model, not a curated record
GCAACACACUGUCAUCCGUUUCUGCUGGUCUUAAGACGAAAAAUUAGUUGCGAUAAUUUAAUCUAAAUUAAACUACAAGCUGAAGAUAAAUAUAGCAUAGUAACUAUGCCACUUUAUGAGAGCGUAAUGCAAGAGAAGCCACCAAUUGUGCUGGACAUUGGCAAUGCAUACACCAAACUGGGAUUUGCGGCUGAGGCGCAUCCGCGUAAAAUUAUACCCACGGAGUUAGUGGUGACCAAGACUGGCGAGACAAAGCAGUUAUUUGAUUAUGCCAGCACUGAGGAGCUUUAUGACCAACUUGUGGACUUUUUGCAAAUCAUAUUCUUCAAACAUCUGUUGGUUAGCCCCAAAGAGCGCAAAUUUGUGAUAGUGGAAAACAUUUUUGGUCAAACAAUUAUACGCGAGACACUGGCACGUGUGCUAUUUCUACACUUUGAUGUCUCCUCGGUGCUGUUUAUGCCAGCGCAUCUCAUAGCGCUCUCUACGCUGGCCGUGCCAACGGGCGUGGUGGUGGACAUUGGCUACACCGAGACAACCGUUAUGCCAGUCUACAGCGGCGUACAGAUUAUGUCAGCUUUCAAGGAUCACAGCUACGGCAGCAGCGCUGUGCAUGCAGAGAUUAAACGUCAGCUGCUGGCCACAGGGGUGAAGGAAUCAUUGCUUACGUCAAGCGUGCUUGAGGACAUUAAAAUACGCACCUGCUUUGUUACCACAUUUGAGCGUGCGCAGGGUUUGGCAAGCGAUGAUGAAAGCAAGAAGCCUGUGCCACCUCCAAGCGUGGAUUAUGGCAUUUGUGAUAGCGAUGCGGUCAUUAGCGUGCCCGGCAGCCUCCGCGAAUCCGUUUACGAGAUCAUGUUUGAGCAAAAUAACGAACGCGACAGCCUGCCGCAUCUCAUAUUGCGUGCCAUACUGGAGUGUACGCUGGACGUGCGUCGCGCUUUGGUUGAAAGCAUAUUUGUAAUUGGCGGCGGUGCCAUGGUUAUGGGCUUGCAAUCACGUCUUAAGCAGGAGCUGCAACAGCUGCUGGCCAACGAUAGCUACUAUGCCGAGCGGUUUCAUGGUGAACUGCAGUUCAAGUUCUAUCAGUCCAUUGGCAAGCAAAACUUUACCGCCUGGCUAGGUGGCGCACUCUGUGGUGCCACGGAUCUAAUACAAACGCGUUCUCUUACAAAGGAGGCAUACUUGCGGCAUGAGCACGUGCCCGACUGGAGCAAUCUGGGCGAUAAUAGGCAAGCAGGCUAAGCCUAGGCAAAUAAAUAAGUAAAUAUAGACUUUAAAUAUACUAUAUAUAUAUAUAUACAUAAU